Messenger RNA from Synchiropus splendidus (mandarinfish), 504 nucleotides. Its product is annotated as amine sulfotransferase-like. NCBI's taxonomy places the organism in Eukaryota, Metazoa, Chordata, Actinopteri, Syngnathiformes, Callionymidae. Gene Ontology annotation, molecular function: sulfotransferase activity. The record is from RefSeq and is a predicted model, not a curated record. The coding region runs from base 1 to 504 and encodes 167 amino acids. Gene Ontology annotation, biological process: sulfation. The transcript has 4 exons. Gene Ontology annotation, cellular component: cytoplasm.
AUGCUUUACGUGAUGCAAAACCCAAAGGAUGUUGCUGUGUCAUUUUAUCACUUCUCCAAAAUCCUCUCUGACGUGGAAACGCCUCAGAACUUCCACCCAUUCUUGGAGGACUUCUUACAUGGAAAUGUGUUCUGUUCAUCCUGGUUCGACCACAUCAGAGCUUGGCAACAGGAGAAGGACAACUACAACAUCCUGAUGUUGAGCUAUGAGGACAUGAUGUUGGAUCUGGAAGCAGCUGUGAGGAAGAUCUGCAAGUUUCUGGGGAGGAACCUGAGUGAUGCUCAGAUCCAACAGGUCGUCCACAAGUCCACGUUUAAGAACAUGAAGAAGGAUGAACGAGCCAACUACAAGUUUAUUCCAGAAGAAAGACUCAGUGGUGACUUCAUGCGCAAAGGUAAAAUCGGUGACUGGAAGAACACUUUCACUGUGGCCCAGAGUGAGCGAGUCGAUCGUCUACUUCAGGAACGACUCAGUGACCUGCCGCUGAAGAUCACCUGGGAGUGA